UUCAACACUGCAAGUGAGCGUGUUUAUGCCGGUGCCGCCAAUAGUUAUCUGUUUUCCUUAAACUUUUGUGUAAUUUAAUAAGAUCUGCAAGAUGCCCACUUCGAAACUGCAUGCCAACAUGAGCUACCGGGAGGUCAUCCCAAAGAACCUCAGUCCGCCGGAGUGGAUCGAAGUGAAGAUAAACACGGGAAACCAGAGCACUCUGCAGGAUCUGAAGACCUCCGAAACAUCCGGCGGAUACUGCUACAAAAGCAGAAAGAACGUUCAGACCAGGAACCGCUUUAUAUAUUGGCGCGCCAACCAGGAUGUGCUGGAACUAUCGGAGGUCAGCUUGGACAUCUCGCUGCAAAGAAAUCACCUGCGCCUGCGAUUCACCGACUCCGCCGUACUGAAUGUUUCCCUCACGGAGCAGACCAAGUCCAUUACCCUGCUCGUGGUCACGGUCAGCAGUGUGCAUCGUUUUGUUUUCCCCCUGAAGAUCGCUGGUCAGGAUGUGACCAACAGUUCUCCCGAGGAUCUGUUGUCCCAAUCUAUUUUCUACGACGUGAAUGAGAAGAUUAAUGGGCCGGGCACUUUCUAUGUGACGGAUGGCUUUGGAACGAUGCCCAAUGUGGCGGUUUCGUAUCUCUCACAAAAUGCACAGGCGGCCUACUUUGCGGUGGCCUACCAAAACAAACUGCUGCUUCACAUCAUGAACUGCGUCACCGGUAACACGGUUACCCACGAAGUCAAGGAGCCACAUCUGAUGCCUCGUUUCCUAUCGAAUCUCAAGGGGGCCCUUACUGGCCGAUCGGAAACGCUGGAGGCAGCUACAUCAAUGGCAUUCAGCGAAAUUGAAGAAGAUGUUUAUAUUUUGGUCCUGUACCGUAAUAAUGAACUGCGUUUGUGGUCGGUGGAUGGCCUGCAGACACUAGCCAGCAUAAAUUGCUCCACCGGAUCGGGGCCUGGAGGCGUAGGAGCUCAGGGCCCCCAAAACAACCAGCUACGCAAGAUAAGCGAAGAAAACUUCUGUCUUUUCCUGUCCCAUGGUGCUCAAUCGGAGUUUAUUUGCGUGAGCAUCGUGGCCGAUGCCAACGAAGCCAGCGGUAUCAAUUUGGUGCAGAACUCGGUGGCGGCGCCCCAAAUGGAUCUUGUCGACUUUGAUGCAACAUCGUCGCACAUCUGGGCCCUCUGGAGCAACGCCGAAGGAGAUUUCCAUGUCUCUGCAAUUUACUUAGGAUCAAAUAACGCAAUCAAAUGGGUGUCCGCUGCUCUAGAACCCCCACCAGAUCGCUAUUGUCUCAGCAUGGAGCAGGGAGUCGAUCCCCGCGAGACUUACUGCUCAUACAUUUUUCACCCAGGUCGGUUUGACCGAAAUGUGAUUGCAAAGGCACUUUAUAUGUUCAGGCGGGUUAACAUGCAAUUCGAUGUAAAGCAGCUUUCCAUGUCAGUGCUUAAAGAGCAGGUGUGUCAGGCCGUCGAGGAUGAAAUCCAGAACGAACUGAAAGACUUUGUGGUCACCGACGAGGAGUACUUGGAAAUAUCCACGCGUCUGUGGGAUCGCUUUUACUCGUGCUGCGAACAGUAUCACAUUAAGUUCUCCGAGCCCACAGGACUCGCGGUCCUCGGUGGCAUGGAUGCAGUCUGUUUGGUUAGGAGGCAAUCCUUUGCACUUCUGCGCCCCUGCGAAGUGCUCGAGCACCUAUUGCUCAUUGGGGAGCACAAUGAGGAAGUCGCCACCUACGUAGCCCCACUGUUUCGCAACGAUCCCGAAAUGGCAAAGGGUUUUGUUGACCUCAUGAAUGUGGUGACGCUGCUGGACAAGCUGAUCUCGGAAGACAUCAAAAUCGAUUUAGAUAAACAGCUCUACCAGCGGGACCCGCCCAUCGAGGUGAUAUCUAAGCUGGUGGCUAGAAUCACUGUGGGCGAUGAUAAUGGCCCUAUGUUACCAUCGAACUGUGUGAAGCAAAUUCACCAGAAGCUGCAGGAUAUACCAAACCUUAAACCCGCUCUGGAAAUGCUACUCGAUGUGCUGUGUAUGAUUGAUCCGGAUGCACCUCCGCAUGAUUAUUCCCUUUCCACACGCUUUUUGCAGCCAUCAGGAGCUCUAUUGGGCAGCGAGUAUGGGCUUUCCAUUUUGUCCGAAACAGUUAAACAAAUGGCAAUGAUUCGAUUUUCGGUGUGUCGAAACCUUUUGGUAUUGCAGUACAUGGUAUAUGGCCAGGAUGGAAUGGACAGUGAUAACAUUUUAACGAACAUCAGUUAUCUGAACUCAUAUUACACAUUAGUGUGGAUUGCCGAGACGCCCAUUUCAUCAAAUACCCCAGCUGGAUUUGAGGCCUCCAUUCAACGAUUGAGCCGAGCCCAACUGUUUAGUGGCUACACACGUCCAUAUUCCAGUCAUUUGCGAAAUCAUGGUAAUGACCAGACCACCUUGCUUAGGCUGUUCCUCCAAUCUAAGGGUCUGUUCAGCGCCCUUUCCAUGUUGCUGAAGACUGAUAGUAUGCAGCUGGAGUCGGAGCAAUUGAACCUUCGCCAGACUUUGCUCCAGCUUGUGGGAUUUAUCAAUAAGAUGCUAUGGCCUGAGUCUCCUAUUUACGUGUUUCCGGAAUGGCUGUUUGGCACCUGCCACCAUAUCAUUGUGCAGGACUAUGUGCGCAUUUUGUCCAGCUGGUGUUCUGUAAAAGCCCAUGCCAGACGCUUUAUGCUAGCGGUUUCGCUGUUGGAUUGCGGUGAGGCCCACAAGGCCGUGCAUCUUUUUCAACAAACAGCGCCGGGCGUUGUGGAGGAUGACUUCCUCUUUGAGCACGUAUUGAAGAACACACCGCUGUACAGCAAACUACAGGAGAGCGUAUCACGAGGAGACAAAAUUUCCGCUGAGGACAAAAAAGUGGCAAUUGUUCACUACUAUCUGAAGAUUAUUCAGCUCUUUGAGCAGCAUUCCGCCCUGGACUACGUCAUUGAAUUAGCCCAUAUGGCCAUGAGUGUGUUGCAGCGUGAUGAUCCUCAGUUGCCCAUGUUCCAAUCGAUCGUGUUCAACAAUCAUCUUCAGUUGGGGCACUAUGAGGAGGCCUAUUACGCCUUAGUCUACAAUGCCGACACUUCAAGGCGAAAGGAUUGUCUUCGUCAGUUGGUCAUAACGUUGUUCCAGAACAAAUGCCUGCCCCUGCUCAUGCAGUUUCCAUAUAGUGGAUUGCAGGACGAAUUCGAAAGCAUUGUAGAAUCCCGCGCACGGUCAAUGAGCAUCGAUCAGAACGACGUCUAUAACUUUUUGUACGCAUUCCAUACAAACAAGGGAAAUAUGAGAAAAGCUGCUACAGUUAUGUACGAGCAGGCGAUGCGCUUUCAAGUAGACAGUGAUGCCCCAAACGCGCUGGAAAAGCGGUGCUCUUCGCUCUUGAUUUGCCUGAACUGUUUGCACUUGGUAGACAUCCGCUACAGGUGGAUUGCCAAGCCCACUAUUGGCGACGAAAGGGUGGCUGCCAUAGAUCAGGAUAAUGACGAUGGUGAGCCAAAGGCGGAUGAGGAUAAAAAUGGCCCGGAGGUGGUUGUUCUAGAGCUAGGCGAUAUCCGAAGGGAACUGGUGCAUGCGGAGGCCUUACAUGAGCUCUCACACUAUCGCAAAGAUGCCGCUGCCUAUGAGCGAGCUUCGCCAGAGGAGUUAUCUUAUCUGCUGGCCAGCUGUGGGUUGUACACGGCCGCUCUGAAACUUUCGCGUGGCCACUCCUUCUCUGUGCUCCCGAUAUUCGAAAGUCUAACAGUGGCUUGUGUCACUGCCACAGAGGACAAGAGCGUGGAUGCCUGGAAUUGGCUGCAAAACAACGAUAUGGCAGAUCUUCCUCAUCGAAGUAAUGCUGCCGAUAUGGCCUGGACUUUGCUUCAGAAACUGGUUGUGGAUAAUGAGGCAAAGGACUCAACUUCAAUAAGGAAGAGCGUGGUUCAAAGGCUCCUCGUCCUGAAUGCAUUUGUGCCGCAAUGGCUGAUAGAUUCCUACAAGUUAUCCCAUUCCCGGGAGCUACUCCAACUGUUUGUUAAGCAUAACCGCCUGCUGGAAGCCGCCGAUCUGGGCUGUGAAAUGAUCGCCGGCAUGCUGGGAGCCGGCAGCGAAUACUUCGACUUUAAGCAUUCGGUUAACGUAACAAACCCCCAACUCUCCUUCCCCAUCAACACGAUCGAUCUGCUGCUCCACGCACUUAAGAUUAAUGGCAAGGAGGACAUUGAAUAUGAAAUGGCGUAUGUCAAACUGGAGGAAGAGGUCCACAGGUAUGUCGAUACCGUGAAGCGUACCACCGAGGACAAGAUAAGUUUGGCCAUUCUGCAAAAUCGAGAGGAACGACAGCAGCAACUACUUCAUUAGAUUGUUUUAUUCAAUUUAUUUGAUAAGUUUUUGGAAUUAAAUCCUAACAUUUUUGUGAA
Drosophila biarmipes is the source of this 4395-nucleotide messenger RNA. RefSeq names its product nuclear pore complex protein Nup160 homolog (gene Nup160). Gene Ontology annotation, molecular function: structural constituent of nuclear pore. The transcript has 14 exons. Lineage: Eukaryota; Metazoa; Arthropoda; Insecta; Diptera; Drosophilidae. The record is from RefSeq and is a predicted model, not a curated record. Gene Ontology annotation, cellular component: nuclear pore. Bases 92 to 4336 code for a protein of 1414 amino acids.